UUAAUGAGCUACUUCAAGACACAAACUGUAAUAAUAAUAGCUUUUUACUUGCGAUGCGAUUUCUCUGCUAUGACGGAAAACAGCUGUGACGAGGCUGUUUGUGUCUCGGAGCAGCAGCCACACCCUCCUCCGCGUCCUCCUCCUCUUUUCCCUCGGUGUGCAGAAGCAGCAGCAGCAGCAGGAGGAGGAGGACCAGAGGCAGCAUGAUGCGAUACAUCCUUACUCUUUUGGCGCUGCCAGCAGUCUGCAAUGGCAUCCUGCCUGAGAUCGUAGAGUCAGGAAUCAAUCACAUCGUGGAGGGACCGUCGGAGCUGGACCGCAUAUUUGUGCAGCAACCGCAGGAGGAUCCGCUGCAAAAGCCUGAGGAUGCGUUUCCCCAGACAAACAGCAGUGUCAGCCCUCAUCACAGUGACCUUCCUCAGAGUCAUCCCAAUGAGACUGAUAAGGUGGCUAAUGAGGAAUCUGUGCACUCCUCAGCAGAACAGGGGACAAACAGCAUCACUGCCACACCUUUCCCAGUCAGUGACCUGGAUAACAGUAUCGACCAUGGAUGUAUGACUAACGACGACUGUGGAAAAGGAAAGUAUUGCCUCUCUGACACUCAUAGGUCCAAGUGUAAGCCAUGUAAAGACACCGAUGUGUCUUGCACUAAAGAUGACGAGUGCUGCGGCGACCAGAUGUGCGUGUGGGGUCAGUGCAGCAAAAAUGCUACCAAAGGAGAAGCCGGCAGCACUUGUCAAGUCCAGAACGAUUGUCAGCCAGAUCUCUGCUGUGCAAUUCAUAAUGCCUUGCUCUUCCCCGUUUGUUCGGUCAAACCGAUUGAACGUGAACGCUGUUUUGAUGUCUCCAACAACCUGAUGGAGCUGCUGUCCUGGGACAUGCAGGAUAACAAACCCAGGCAACACUGUCCAUGUGCAGGAGAGCUUCAAUGCCAGCACCUCGGGCGUGGAUCCAUGUGCCUGAAAGCAGAGGACUCGAGUGAAGAGGACCUGACAGACUCUCUGUACUCAGAAAUUGAUUACAUUCUCUAGACAUGGCUUGACUGAAUUUAUACUCUCUCAAGCAGCAUGAAAUGUCUUCCCACUGUCUUUUUGCCAGCUUAAUCCAAAGUUGUAAAGUUACCAUACCUAAUAUAAUGGACGCUAAUAAGAGUUUCAGUCACUGAUUGUUUUUAUUUCUUUGAGAAUUAAAUGGCAAAGUUUUUAUACUGAAUGUUGCUUAAGCCAUCCAUGUGAUUUCUGUCAGGAUUCAACCUUUAGUCCCAACUGGGAUUACCGAUUGAAAUCAGCUGUUUCUCUGAAAUUAUGAUACAAUGAGGUUGUGUUGUUUCCCUCACUCCUUAGCUAAAUGGCCCUAAUACUUUAAAUAUACAUUUUUUUUAUUGGAAGGUGUUCAUCUUAUUUGGCUUUUUUUAUUAAUCAUAUGAUUUUUAUUUUUUGCAAGAAUUAUAGGAAGAGUUUGAUGAUCAUUAAAGAUUUUUCCGGCGUUGCUGAAUGCCUGAAAAAUGGAUAUGGAUCAUUUCUAAAUAGAUGAAAUGCUUACUCUUUUUUUAACUGAUCAUUUUAAACUGCUUGAAUAUAUUUCAAGAGAUGCUUGUAUAUUUUCAUAAAUUUGUUGAAUGAAAACAUGAAUAAUUCUGAGUUUGUGUUAAAAGAUAGUCUCGCUAGUUUUAUACACCAAUGCCACAUUUGAAUUCUUUUGACUUGCGCCAGGCAAAGCAGUGUAUAUCCCAACUAAUCAGGUAUCCAGACAAAAUCUAUAUGGUUCUUAAAGAAACAUGCACCGAUGGCUUUGUAAUUGCUUUCAUGUUUGACCAUAUAAAGUUUUAGUUUUUAAUAAAGCUUCUUUUCUAAAUACUGGUCCAUCACAUCUAAA
Molecule: messenger RNA, 1875 nt
Organism: Poecilia reticulata (guppy)
Lineage: Eukaryota; Metazoa; Chordata; Actinopteri; Cyprinodontiformes; Poeciliidae
Gene: dkk3a
Product: dickkopf WNT signaling pathway inhibitor 3a
Biological process (GO): multicellular organism development; negative regulation of canonical Wnt signaling pathway
Cellular component (GO): extracellular region
Molecular function (GO): receptor antagonist activity; co-receptor binding
Source: RefSeq, a predicted model, not a curated record